AUCGGCUACCAAUCAGCCGCCAUAUUGUGAAACGUCGUCGCCGGAAAAAAGAAACGCAUCGGACAGUGGCAGUGCCGUGAAGAAAGAGAUCAUUUUCAGCGAAUCAUUGCGCGUUUGCAAAAAGACACUGCCCCAAUCACUAUUUCUGGACGCUUAAAGAUCCCCGCUUGUUUGAAGCCCGAUCGGGAAGAGAACGGGGUGAAAGUGAAUACCUAGCUGGUGCCUCUUCUAGUGUGCGUACGUGAAAAGUGUUUUCUCUGCCGCCCUCACAUUCGUGGAUCCAAUUCUAGUUCCCCGUGCCCAAUUUCUCUCGUGUGUCUAGUGUGCAGAGUUUGGGAAAAACCGGGGGAAAGUGUAGAAGUGCAGCGGCAGACUUUGCAGUUGUGUUGGCAGUGCAUCGGAAAUUCGCCCGCAACCCCCUUGUACCGUGUAAGGAGACGGUCUGUGAGGUUUUUACUGGAUAGGCGAAAGGUGCAGAGGGAGUUUAAAGUAUCCCGUCCGUUUCCGGUUUAGUUUGUUCUUUACAAAAUUCUCUGUUCUAGUGACCAUUCCCUGCUAGUGCGAGGGUGUCGGAAAAUUCACAUUAAAAGUAAAAAGCCAUCCGCCCAACUGUAGGUGAAAAAGUGUGUUAGCAGAACCCUAAAGCUGUGUGGUCCGGUCUCCGAACCGACGGAACAUUUCCUUCCCUCCUGCUUUGGGAGUAAGUUUUGUCCCCACACACGCUUUGUCAACGCCUUCCUUUACCUAUCUAUAGCUUGGUAUCGCGAAUAAAGCUAUCUUCUGCGUCUGCAAGCAUUUCCUUGCCGUGGGAUAAACCCAUACCGGUUCGGGAAGAGUGCGCGUCGUGAGGGAGCAGACGCGAAGCAGCGAAAGAGUGCGGCUUGACGCGCCUAGUGUUGUGUGCUUAGUGUACACGCGUGUGUGAGAGCGUGCGGGCGUGUGUGUGCGUGCGUUUUGCGGAGGAGGACUAGCAAGCGGACCAAGUGCGCGCAGUGCAUUUGCAACAACUGCUUUGUCGUCGGUAUACAGCUUAUUGGAACUUUCAGCAACAGCAGCGCAGCAGUAACAACAACCACCAAUGUCAACCGUGUCAGAUCAGCGGAUGAAAGGACAAGGAAAUCAUGGAAAUGGCGAUUAUAAUUCUUGGAGUGCGCAAGUGAAUCACGGCCCAGGUGGUGUAGGACAUCAGAAAAAAUCGGAUGAUGGCUACUACCGUAAUCAUGGAGCUUACCAGAGUCAUGAUAGUGUCAGGAAUGUCGAAAGAGGUAUGCAAGGACUUGGGCUUGGAUCCGCGUCGCGCAGCGGGAACAGCGAUGGCAACUCUGGCGUAUCGAAAUACUAUCAGCAACAGCAGCAGCAAAAGGAAGCUCCCAAAAAGAUGACCUGGGCCACGAUCGCUUCGCAGCCGGCGAAACCGCAAGUGAACACCACCAGUACUACGGUGAAGAAGAAGGGUCCGGGCAUGCCGCCACCACCGAUGAUUCCUGGCAAGCAUAACAUGGACAUCGGUACCUGGGAUUCGCCGUCCAAGAACGGACCUAGCGUCAUCGUACCCACUCCGCCGCCGAUUAUUCCACCGCCGGUUAUCGAACCGUCACCGCUGGCCGAUCCCGUGCCGUCCAAGUCGGGCGGGGGUCGCGAAUCUGUUGGUGGUGCUUCAUCGCAACACCAUGGUAGCAACAGUCAGGGUAUGGGACCAGCGGGCAUUCAAAGCUCCAGAUGGCCCACACCGGGCCAGGCGCAGAUUCAGCAGCAACAGCCGAGCGGUCCGCCGACGAGCAGCGACAGGAACAAUGGUCCCUCCGCAGGAGCCAACUCCGGUUCGGGAGGCAGCGGAAGCAAUGCUGCAUCUGGCGGUUCCAUGCCGUCCGGAUCACAGCAUCACAACCAGCACCACCAGCAUCAGCAGGGUUCGCAUACGCGCAACCACUCGUCGCCGUAUCAGCCGCCGCUACAGCAGCAGCCUCACCAUGCGGAUCGGCCAGGAUCGAAUUACGAUCGAGCACCGCACCACCAGCAUCAACAGGGCGGUUCGCAGCACGGAAACAGCUACAACCAGUCUCGCAACCAGAACGCUGCCUACUCUCCGUCAGGACCGGGCGGUUUGGCUGCAACUGGACCAUCAUCUGCGAUGGCAGAUCGUCAGAAUAGCGGAGGUUCGGGUGGCGACAACUACCGCCCGCCACACGAUGGCCGAAGUGGCCCACAGCAGCAUAACAGCAUGCACCACCAUCAACAGACGGAAAGGGCUCCAUUCCAUCAUCAGCAGCGUCCAUCGAAUCAUCACGGCGAUCGUGGAUCGGGCGGUAGCAGCUACCAGUCUGCUGAUCGUGGCCAUUAUGGAUCAAACAGUAGUUCCGACGCUGUGUCGCAUAACAGCAGCUCGACCGUGCCGCCAGUUACGACCGCCCCAGUAGCAGUAAAGGCACGAUCGCCAUCACCUACCAUCUCAGAGAGUGAAAUGGCUCUGAAACUCGCCGAAUCACAAAAAAUUCUUGACCAAUUGAAAACCAAAAACAAUUAUAACCCUGCCUCGUUGGAUCUACUGAAAACAGUCGAUUUAGCAAGAUUCUUCGUGAUCAAAUCAUAUUCGGAAGACGAUAUUCAUCGUAGUAUUAAGUACGAGAUAUGGUGCUCGACCGAGCAUGGCAACCAGCGCCUGGACCAAGCAUUCCGAGAGCGUGAGGAAAAGGGCGGCACGGUGUAUUUGUUCUUCUCCGUGAACGGUUCGGGCCAUUUCUGCGGCGUGGCGCAAAUGAUGACCGCCGUCGAUUACAACUCCAACUCGAGUGUCUGGUCGCAGGAUAAAUGGAAGGGUACGUUCAAGGUGCGUUGGAUCUACGUGAAGGACGUACCGAACUCGCACCUGCGCCACAUUCGGCUGGAGAACAACGAAAACAAAUCGAUGACAAACUCGCGCGACACACAGGAAGUGCCAAAUGCGAAGGGCAUUCAGGUGCUGCAGAUCAUUCACAGUUUCGAGCACCAGUCGUCGAUAUUCGAUGAUUUUCAGCACUACGAAAAACGCCAGAUGGAGGAGGACACGCGUAAACAUGAAGCACCUCCGCCAUCGAACCAUUCGUACCACAACCAGCGAGACCGGCGCGAGAAUCAGGGCGGUGGAAACUACUAUGACGGCCCUGGCAAGUAUCACGGUGGUGGUGGUGGUGGCGGCGGCUAUAACAACAAAUACAAUGACCGUGGUGGAGAUGACGGCUAUGAUGGUGGGUACGGCAGUCGAGGUGGUGGUGGCUAUCAUGGAGGAUACAACAAAGGCGGAAGCAGCGGUGGUUACGGAGGUUAUAACAAUCGUAACAACUACAACAAUCGUGACGAUCCGGGACGUGGUUAUCCGAGCUUUGACCGGCGUAAUAAUAAUGGCAACAGUGGCGGAAGCAACAACAAUGGCGAUGAUCAACAUGAUGCUGCCGCAUCGGGCGGAGGUGGUGGAGGUGGCUAUAAUUCGCGCGGUGGUUAUAACAAUCGCUCACGAGAUUAUUAUCGCGACGAGCGCCGGGGACCGAAUGACUACGGUCGAGCUCGAGGCAGCGACUUCGAUAACGGGCGAGACAGUGAUGGUGGGGGUAUCUACCGAAGCGGAGACCGUGGAGAUCGUGGAGAUCGUGGAGAUCGUGGUGAACGUGGUGAUCGUGGUGAUCGUGGCGAUCGCGGAGAUCGCGGUGAUCGCGACAGAGGCUCUUCUCGAGACCACUUCCGGGAUCGGAACGAUCGGAUGAUGGGUCCUGGCAACAAUCGUGGAGGAUCUGGUAGUAACGGCAGCGGCUCUAACAUCUUCAGAAAUCCAAAUUAGGCAACUGACUAAUAACUGAAAGCUAUCCGAAUACACGAAGGACUUAUCACUACUGCCAUGGUGGUAGGAGAAAAACUCAACUGCAGGCUGAAGAUGCGGAACGCAUCCUUCAGACAGACCGAUGGUUCCUUUUCUUAUUAAUCUGAUGGUUCAUGAAUGGAGGACAUCGGUACAGAUACAGAUGAUAACCCAUAUUAAAACGAAGGUAAAAGUGAGUAUAAAGGGUAACAGAAGCUAACAGGUGACAGAAACACAACCGCGACUUGGCUAUGCUCGGAAUAUUUAUCCAAAAGUGCUUAAGAGAUGCCAACGUAUUUCGUUGAUGUACUAGAAUGAUACGACUUUGAGGCAGAUGUAACAAUAGCGUAGAAAAAUAACAAGGAUAACAGGAGAUACAAUUGGAUAAUCUGCAUGGCAUUAUCUCUUGUGCAUCUUAAAUUACGCUAGCCAUGUACUACUCAAAAUCCCGCGCCCUCAAAUCCACAAGACUGUCUACUCUUCAUUCUCCCUUACCCCACAUAAAAACUAGGUACAUUGCAGUCUAAACAAGAUAAAAGUACAGUACUAUAGUGCAAAAGAAAGUAAAUUGUUAUGAAUGUUGUCUUAAACCGCCUGAUUAAGUAUCCACAAACAAACAGCACUUGAAGAAAACGUGUAUAGAUGAAGGGAGCGGAUGUAGUUCAAAAAGUUCUUACAAACAAUAUGUUUUAUCGAAGAAGUAUGUUUUUAAACUGUAGGAAAUUGUAACGUAUAACAAACUAAACUCAAUUAAACGGAAAGAGAACAUAAAAAAACAAGAAAAGAAAGAAAACAAACAAGAUACGAAAUAUAACAACGUUACAAGCAAACCCGUAUGAAUACAUACCGUAAGAAGAGAACAAGUAAAACACUGCUCUGUCACCAUAUAUUCUUUAAAUACUGUUAAGUUGUAACUUAAAUUAUAUAAGCUAAGCUGUGUGUUUGUGUGUCUCAGUCAAAGAAACAAGCAACGCUGGGAAGCAAUGAAACCCAGCAUUACAAUGAGAAUUAGGAAUGAUGACAAGAGCUGUGGCAAGGCACAAACAAGAAAAGGUCGAGGAAAUGCGUCAUACACAUAGCAUUGCCACGAUGAUGCAAAAGGACUGAAACUAUUGAGGACAUUGUGACAACCACCCCCUCCCGAUGCUCUAACGGAUACGAUGAAGUAUGAUUUUAAAUGGGGUGAGCAAGUAGUGCCGCGUAGCCAAGCUCAACAACUCGUAGUCGUUUUACGGGCAUUCAACAUUCAAGUAUAUUUUGUUGACGAACGAUGGCAAAAAUGUGUCCUGUGCGUGUAUUUUGAAGGUAGAAGAAAAAUGUCAGUAUACACACAAGUAACACAAGCGUGAUUAUUAUCCCUGAACCACAAGUCUUAUAGUAAACCAGUAUAUGCCACUGAUGCCGUAUACUACAAAUCUAUAUAUUUCAUCACCGUGUAGAACACGACGGUGGUAUGCACUAUUUAUGGUUUCGAUUGUGCUUUACGGUAGAAAAGGUAUCACUCGGUACCAACCUUUGAUUUGGGAGUAAUUCUUAGAGACCGUAAUAACAGAAGGGGGAGCACUGGGAAUAGCUGCAUGAGUUUUGCACCGUUUGGCGGUAGUAUAAUCAGAAUCCCACUGAUCCAAGAAGCGCUUCUAUGUGGAAGGUAGAUAACUAAAUUAUACGACGAACCGAACAAAAACAAAUUUUGGGAUUACAUUUGGUGCAGCAAGAAACUAAUUAUAGUAAUUAUAUUCCAACAAUACUUUUUUUUUACUUAAGUUAAACAAAAAAUAAAGCGACAAAAAAGGCAAGAUGUAUUAAGGAUAUACCUGAGCGAGCGCAGGUUAAAUUCAUUGCUGCACACCGUCUCAGUGGUUAACGUGUUCGGACGGUUGUUAAUCAUCAUUAGUCUUGUGCUUAGGAGGCAAUACAAAUAAUAAAUCAUCCCAAAUGCCACGAAUAUUACAAAACAACAAACACUUUUACACAUCCACACAUACACCAAUCUCUAACUGUAACAGUCUCUUAUCCUCCCGCCACUAAAUCGAAAAAUUUUGAACUGAAGCAAAAAUAAAUAUAUAAGUGUAACGAAACGAUAAGGGAAAUGAAAAAAAAACUUUCUAGAUUAAUACGGACACAUACACACGUACGUGUUUCUUUUUCUGUGUACUUGUGCGUAUUCGUCUAUUUGUAGCGUGACGUGAGUUUUAUCGUUAAAAACAAACGGUAAAAUUUGGUACGAAAGUAGUACGCGCUCUCGAUUGAAAACAAGGAAAAGUACACACCACGAUACACGGCACGACUACUAUAGUCCUUUAGGAAUGCGAAAGGAAAAGAAUGUGUAAAAGUGUGUACAUGUACAUGUGUGUCGUGUGCAUAGUGAGUUCGCAGUAUACCGUAGAAGUUAUCCGAUUGGAAUUUUGUAGGAUUGAAUACAAUGUAACCGUGGGGAAGGACAUGCAAUUUGUAGUUGCGUACACAACACAAACAGCAUGG
Molecule: messenger RNA, 6310 nt
Organism: Anopheles merus
Lineage: Eukaryota; Metazoa; Arthropoda; Insecta; Diptera; Culicidae
Product: YTH domain-containing family protein-like
Exons: 8
Coding region: 1079-3811 (910 amino acids)
Biological process (GO): mRNA destabilization
Cellular component (GO): cytoplasm
Molecular function (GO): mRNA binding; N6-methyladenosine-containing RNA reader activity
Source: RefSeq, a predicted model, not a curated record